Chara braunii is the source of this 2035-nucleotide messenger RNA. NCBI's taxonomy places the organism in Eukaryota, Viridiplantae, Streptophyta, Charophyceae, Charales, Characeae. The record is from the annotation of a GenBank genome assembly.
GGACGGAUGGAAAAUACCGGUCAAGGUGUAAUGCUGAAUAAGGGGAUGUGCUUGUUUUUUUUUUGUUAGGAAGCUUCAAGAGAAAGGUCUGGCAAGAUGUCGCAGGGCGGCGGUGCAUCGGGUGCCCCCAAGAAGGGCUUGACGCUCGAUGACCUCAUAGCGGCUAUUGACAGGCAUGAAAGGAACCCGAGCAAUAUGCCUGAAGUCGAUACCGUCCACUUUUGUGGGGAAAGAGUCUCGGAAUGGCUGGAACGGGUGGAACAAGCUUUGGUCGGACGGUCGGACGUGGUAAAAUUUCAACGCAUUCUUCAGUAUGUCCUCCACAGCUACCACCAGGAAGUGAAGAAAGUCAUAGAUGCGGCCCAAGGUAGCUGGGAGAGGUUCAAGGAGGGGAUGCAGAGGAAAUACCGCCUGGGAGACGGGCCAUUGACUACCGCGGACCUUGAGACGAUGAACAAAGAGGAUUUUACGACGAUAGGGGCCUUUGUUCAAGAAUUUAAGAAGAGGGCGCGGAAGGUCCAUGGGAUUUCGGAGGAAGCAGAGUGCGCCAUCUUCCUGGGGCUACUCACGGCAUCGGAGGCCAUCGAGUUGACGAGGCAUGGAGGAGGUAGCACCAAGCUCACCUGGGCCACCAUUGACAGAGGGGUGGAAGUUGGGUGUUUGAACCAGGUGGAGCAACGUCAGGUACGCCUGCAAAGGCAGAAGAGAAAGGAAAGAGAUCCGACCACUUCUGGGACCCCGGGGGUAACAAUGAUUGUUACAGACGUAUUGGCACAACUGGGGUAUGCGACAGAGCCGGUGGUGCAACGGAGGGUAGUGACGGCUGUCCGAGUGAAAGGAAAGGAGCCGGUGAUAGAGGAGGUUGUUCAAGAAGAACUCUGGGAAGAGGAAGAGUCGGUGCCGCAACACCUGACAAAGGUCCAGUGCAAAGUGCGUAACUUGGCGCAGGGCGGUCAGGGAUCAGGAAAAGCGCAGGAGCCCCAGGAUUUGACAGCAACCCCUUCAAAUGUAGCAGCUCCGUCAUCAAGUACGGGCCCCUCGCAAGGAGGGGUGCCGUCCUACGGACAGUGGCCCCGGCCGGUGAUCAAUGCAAUCGUACCAUGGGGUAGCCCGCCACCAGUAGCCGGACCGCAAACGAGUAUGCCGCCACCCAUCUACCCCGCAGCCCAGGCCCAGCCUGUGGACCCGCCACCGUCACCCGCCCCCAGUUCACAGGGAAGCGUGGCUGGAGGUGGGAACCAGGGGCAGGAAAAUCAAGGCAACGGAGGGAGGGGUGAAGGAAGGGGGCGAGGCAGAAAUGGCGGCGGAAGAGGAAGGCAAUGGAAUGGUCAAGGCCAAGGGAAUCAAGGUCAGGGGUACCAAGGCCAGGGGUACCAAGGUCAAGGGAAUCAAGGCAAGGGGUACCAAGGCCAAGGGUACCAAGGCCAGGGGUAUCAAGGCCAGGGGGAUCAGGGAAGUCAGGGGUAUGGAAGACCCCGUUUUGAUUGGAAGACGGCCAUCUGCCAACAUUAUGACCAUCAAGGCCACACUAUAAGGUUUUGUAAUAUAAGACGGGAAGACGAGAGGAGCAGGCUGAUUUCCUCCACUAUGGAUGGGAACAUCUACGAUCAGUUUGGGGAGACCAUUGACAGAAGGCUUGGAGGAGUGAGGGCGGAAUCCCAACGAAGGGCGGCAGCUGGGCCGCCAUCCCCUGCCACGUUCAGGUUAUGGCAGGAAAAGGAAGAACCACGGAUUGGGAUAGAGGAAGUGGGAAGCGAUGAGGAAGUGACUCAAGGGCCACGAGGAGGAAGUAAAGGGGAAGAGCCCAUAAUCAUUGAGUCAGAUGACGAAAAUGAGGAAUAAAGGAUGGAACCUCCGUCCGUCUUAUUGGGGAAAGUGGAGGACCUGCUGGAUAAGACGGGGAGGUACCAACAGAAGUUGGUGGGCCUCUGUGAGGAAGUGAGGAAAUGGAAGUCUAGCAUCCCCAAGGUGUUCCUCUACGACUCCGGUCCAGAGUCAGCGCUUAGGCGACCCGGAGUAAAUGUGGUGGGAUCGU